AGCCUCGGCCGCUUCCGGGUUGCGGGCCGGCUGGGGAGCCCGGGCUAGCCGCCGCGAUGCUGCCCUACACCGUGAACUUCAAGGUGUCGGCGCGCACCCUCACCGGGGCCCUCAACGCCCACAACAAGGCGGCGGUGGACUGGGGCUGGCAAGGUUUAAUUGCUUAUGGAUGUCAUUCGCUGGUGGUAGUGAUUGAUUCCAGUACUGCCCAAACUCUUCAAGUUUUAGAAAAACAUAAAGCUGAUGUUGUUAAGGUUAAAUGGGCCAGGGAAAACUACCACCAUAACAUUGGCUCACCAUAUUGCUUGCGCUUAGCUUCUGCUGAUGUCAAUGGGAAGAUCAUUGUUUGGGAUGUGGCAGCAGGAGUAGCUCAGUGUGAGAUCCAGGAGCAUGCCAGACCUAUCCAGGACGUUCAGUGGUUGUGGAAUCAAGAUGCUUCCCGAGAUUUGUUGCUUGCUAUCCACCCGCCAAAUUACAUUGUGCUCUGGAAUGCAGAUACUGGCACGAAACUAUGGAAGAAAAGCUAUGCAGAUAACAUUCUCUCUUUUUCUUUUGACCCUUUUGAUCCCUCACAUUUAACUUUACUCACCAGUGAGGGUAUUGUAUUCAUCUCCGACUUCUCUCCAUCCAAGCCUCCCUCGGGACCUGGGAAAAAAGUGUACAUCUCCAGCCCACACUCUAGCCCAGCUCAUAACAAGCUGGCUGCAGCCACAGGAGCCAAGAAGGCUCUUAAUAAAGUAAAAAUUUUAAUCACUCAAGAGAAACCUAGUGCUGAAUUUGUAACUCUCAAUGAUUGCCUCCAGCUGGCAUAUCUUCCUUCAAAAAGGAACCACAUGUUGCUGCUCUACCCUCGAGAGAUUUUAAUCCUUGACCUCGAGGUGAAUCAAACAGUGGGCGUGAUUGCAAUAGAACGGACAGGAGUUCCCUUUCUGCAGGUAAUACCCUGCUUUCAGCGUGAUGGUUUAUUUUGCCUUCAUGAAAAUGGGUGUAUAACCUUACGUGUUCGAAGAUCUUACAGUAGCGUUUUCACCACUUCAGGUGAUGAACCAGAUCCAGAUCCUGUUCAGGAGCUUACCUAUGAUUUACGAAGCCAGUGCGAUGCAAUCAGGGUUACAAAAACUGUCCGUCCCUUCAGUAUGGUGUGCUGUCCUGUUAAUGAGAAUGCAGCUGCCCUCAUAGUGAGUGACGGCAGGGUCAUGAUAUGGGAACUCAAGUCUGCUGUGUGCAGUCGAAAUUCACGGAGCAGUAGUUCUGGUGUGUCGCCUUUGUAUUCACCAGUGUCUUUCUGUGGAAUUCCUGUAGGAGUGCUACAGAAUAAACUCCCUGACCUUUCCCUAGAUAACAUGAUUGGACAAAGUGCAAUUGCUGGAGAAGAACAGCCCAAAGGCUCCAUUUUACAGGAGGUACAUCUCAAAUUCCUGCUAACAGGACUGCUUUCAGGACUGCCCUCCCCACAGUUUGCCAUUCGUAUGUGCCCACCACUGACCACAAAAAACAUCAAGAUGUAUCAACCACUGCUUGCUGUUGGUACAAGUAACGGUUCCAUCCUGGUAUAUCAUCUCACUAGUGGUCUGCUGCACAAGGAGCUAAGCAUCCACUCAUGUGAAGUCAAGGGUAUUGAAUGGACAAGUUUGACAGGUUUUCUUUCUUUUGCUACCUCAACACCAAACAAUAUGGGAUUAGUGAGAAAUGAACUUCAACUGGUUGACCUUCCAACAGGAAGGAGCAUUGCUUUUCGUGGUGAACGAGGGAGUGAUGAAUCGCCCAUUGAAAUGAUUAAAGUAUCUCAUUUGAAGCAGUAUUUGGCAGUUGUAUUCAAAGAUAAACCACUGGAAUUAUGGGAUGUUAGGACUUGUACCCUUCUUAGGGAAAUGUCCAAAAAUUUUCCUGCAAUAACUGCUUUGGAGUGGUCACCAUCUCACAACCUGAAGAGCCUGAAGAAGAAACAGCUUGCUACCCGAGAGGCCAUGGCCCGCCAGACUGUAGUCUCAGACACAGAGCUGAGUAUCGUGGAGUCCUCAGUGAUUAGCUUGUUGCAGGAGGCAGAAAGUAAAUCUGAACUCAGCCAGAACAUCUCUGCUCGGGAGCAUUUUGUAUUUACCGAUAAUGAUGGCCAAGUUUAUCAUCUCACUGUUGAAGGAAACUCUGUGAAAGAUAGUGCUCGGAUUCCACCAGAUGGAAGUAUGGGUAGUAUUACCUGCAUUGCUUGGAAAGGAGAUACAUUAGUGCUUGGAGACAUGGAUGGAAAUUUAAAUUUUUGGGAUUUGAAAGGCAGAGUAUCCAGGGGAAUACCUACACAUCGGAGUUGGGUGAGGAAGAUUCGUUUUGCUCCUGGCAAAGGAAACCAAAAAUUAAUAGCAAUGUACAAUGAUGGUGCUGAAGUGUGGGAUACUAAAGAGGUUCAGAUGGUGAGCAGUUUAAGAAGUGGAAGAAAUGUGACCUUUAGGAUAUUGGACGUAGACUGGUGCACAUCAGAUAAAGUGAUCUUGGCGUCUGAUGAUGGCUGCAUCCGAGUCCUAGAGAUGUCUAUGAAGUCUACAUGUUUUAGAAUGGAUGAACAGGAGUUAACUGAGCCUGUGUGGUGCCCGUAUCUCCUUAUUCCAAGGGCCUCCCUUGCCCUGAAAGCCUUCUUACUACACCAGCCUUGGAAUGGAUGGUAUUCUUUGGACAUUUCUCAUGUUGAUUAUCCAGAAAAUGAAGAAAUAAAGACUCUCCUUCAAGAACAGUUGAAUUCAUUGUCUAAUGACAUAAAGAAACUCUUGCUUGAUCCAGAAUUCACUCUCCUACAGAGGUGCCUCCUUGUUUCAAGGCUUUAUGGUGACGAAUCAGAGCUGCACUUUUGGACAGUGGCGGCCCACUACCUGCACAGCCUGUCCCAGGCCAAGUCAGGGAGUACAGUGGUGACCAAGGAAGCCAUUCCUCGGGACAAAUUGAGCAACCCACUGGAUAUAUGCUAUGAUAUCCUUUGUGAAAAUGCCUAUUUUCAGAAAUUUCAACUAGAAAGGGUUAAUCUACAGGAAGUAAAGCGGUCAACUUAUGAUCACACCAGGAAAUGUACAGACCAGCUACUGCUCCUGGGUCAAACAGAUAGAGCGGUACAGUUGCUUUUGGAAACAAGUGCAGAUAACCAGCAUUAUUAUUGUGACUCGCUGAAAGCCUGUUUGGUCACCACUGUCACCUCAUCAGGUCCCUCUCAGAGCACCAUUAAGCUGGUGGCAACCAACAUGAUUGCCAAUGGCAAGUUGGCAGAGGGCGUUCAGUUGCUCUGCCUGAUAGACAAAGCUGCGGACGCCUGCCGCUACCUGCAGACAUAUGGCGAAUGGAAUAGGGCAGCGUGGCUUGCAAAGGUCCGUUUGAAUUCUGAAGAAUGUGCUGAUGUUCUGAAGCGGUGGGUGGACCACCUUUGCUCCCCACAAGUCAAUCAGAAGUCAAAGGCCCUCCUGGUCCUGCUCUCUCUGGGCUGCUUUUUCAGUGUGGCGGAGACACUUCACAGCAUGCGGUACUUCGACAGAGCCGCGUUGUUCGUGGAAGCGUGUCUCGAGUAUGGUGCGUUGGAAAUCAAUGAGGACACAGAGAAACUUACUACUGCUAUAUAUGCAGAUUAUGCUCGAAGCUUGAAGAACCUUGGAUUUAAACAGGGUGCACUUCUUUUUGCUUCAAAAGCUGGAGCAGCUGGCAAAGAUUUAUUGAGUGAGCUUGAAUCCCCCAAGGAGGAACUAAUCGAGGAGUGACAGGUUAUGUGCCAGGGAAGCUGAGAGUGGAAGUAGGCUGGAAGGAGCGCUGACCAGGCUAUGGUCACGGUCAUGGCUGAAGCCCAGGCCAGUGAGGAAGGCAGGCCCCUGUGAGCUCUCCCACCAUGUAAGGUCGUGUAUGCGCAGAAGUCUGUGGGCUGUCAUAUUAAGAACAAGUUCUCUAUCCUAUACUGAGCUUCAAAAAAUGUGAACACUUCAGAGUUUGAAGGUGUGUAUCAUUUUCUACUUCUGGAUAGAGAGCUGUAAGAUUCCUGGAAAUACUUUUAAUUUUUUUUUAAACUUAAAAUUCAAAAGACUGAAUCACUUUUCUCAUUUACUGAACUAUGAAGAUGUUUGAAAAAUUAGUAAAGAAGUUUGUGAGACUGAGUCUCAAAUAUGUGCUGUGCCUGUGUUUAUACACAAUCAUUCCAGAUGAAAACAGGGCAGAGGUAUUUAAAGAUAGCUUACCAAAGCAUUUUUUUUUCUUACCUUGAAAAUACAGUUGAUUCUUUGGUUUAGGCAGUUGCUGACAUUUGUAAUUUUAGGCUCAUAUUCUCCUGGGGAGGUUUUAAACUUUAUGUUUAGUUUCAGUAUGUGAGGUCUUUGAUAUUUUGAAUUUUAACCUCUUCUAUGAUACAUUACAGUAACCUUAUUUUUUACAUCUCUCUUUGUACUUUAAUUUUCUGUGUAUGUGUUCUUCUAAUGGCUGAAAUAUAUAAGUUGUAACAAUUAUAAAUUAUUGCUGAGAAUUUAAAUGUCUGUAACUUACAAUAAUGAUAAAUAACAAGGACAUUCCACUCA
Ictidomys tridecemlineatus (thirteen-lined ground squirrel) is the source of this 4532-nucleotide messenger RNA. It is a transcript of the gene Wdr11, whose product is annotated as WD repeat domain 11. Gene Ontology annotation, molecular function: protein binding. Lineage: Eukaryota; Metazoa; Chordata; Mammalia; Rodentia; Sciuridae. The record is from RefSeq and is a predicted model, not a curated record. Gene Ontology annotation, cellular component: cytoplasm.